AUGUCGUUGACAGUCCUGUCCGACGGGCAGAUCCAAACGCUCCUCGAGAGCCUCGACAGGGAAGACACCAACGCCUUCAAGUUUGGCCUGAAGAGUGCCCUUCACGCCUAUUCAACCGGCCAGCAGACGGGCGGGGGCCCCUCCAUAGACCAGCCGGAGAGGACAAUCACGCACUCGGAAGGCAAUGGCACGACGACGCUCUUCAUGCCCUCGUGCGCACCUAACGGCCACGGAGUCAAGGUCGUCACAUUAUCCUCUGCCAAUGCUGACCCGUCCCACCCGGUCGUGCGGCCUACUGGCUCGAUCACUCUCUUCUCACCAGAGGGCGAGCCCAUGGCCCUGCUCCACGCAAAGACCCUCACGGCUUUCCGCACAGCACUUUCCUCAACCUGCCUGCUCGAGAAGCGCAGUGUUGUCAGGACCCUGACCGUCUUCGGGUGCGGGCUCCAGGCGUACUGGCACAUCCGGCUGGCCCUCAAGGUGAGGGGCGACACGAUCCGGCACGUCAACAUCAUCAACCGCCAGUUCAGCGAGAACGCCAAGCACAUAAUGAAGAAGUUCUACGCGAUCCCGAGCGCCGUCAAGCACGCGGAGGGUUGGGAGGCGGCAAAGUUCAGUAUCGUGACGCCCUCGUUCGGCGACUACAGCCGGAUCGAGGCGGAGAACAUUGCCGACGCCGACGUCAUCUACUGCUGCACGCCGAGCACGCAGGAGCUCUUUGACGCCGAGGUCCUCACCAACCGCGAGGCCAGGAGGAAAGGCAGGCUCAUUGUGGCCAUCGGCAGCUACACGCCCGCCAUGAGGGAGCUCCCCAGGGAUCUGCUGCACCGGGCGGUGCGCACGCACGAGCAUGGCCACCGGCAUUUCCACAAGCAUGCGGUGGAGGGCGGCGUGGUGAUUGUCGACACGAUCAGUGGUGCGCUCAAGGAGGCCGGCGAGAUCAUUGAUGCUGGACUAGACCCGAGGCAACUUGUGGAACUCGGAGAACUAGUCAUGAUCCACCAGAUCACACAGCAGGAACAGGAACAACAAGACGCGGCCGCUGCUCGAGCUUCGCAGUCAUCAGAAUCCUCAUCCCUGGCCGAGUCCCUCGAAGGCAUGAAACCUUUCUCUCGUUCGAGCACGGGCGGCGGCGGCGGCAGCGCAAUGUCCAGCGUGUACGGCACCAACUCGUCCACAAGCGAGGCGGCGAGCAAGCGCUCCUCGUCGCGCAGCCCGAGCCGUAGCAAGAGCGGGAGCAUCGCAAGCAGCAUCUCUCACGCGCUGCACCGGCGCAGCUCGAGCCGGUCGUCCAUCGAUGGCCGGCAGGACAAGCACCAUCACCACCAACAACACCACCAGCAGUUUGAAGCGGCAGCAACACCUACGCCGCAGACCGCUGCCGACCACACUGGCAGCGAGAAGCGAGGCUCGGCCUCGACGUCGUCGUCAGACUCGAAGCAGCAGCGGGAGAGCCACCUGGCCCGCUGGCUGCACGACGGCAACGUCAUCUACAAGUCGGUCGGGAUGGGCCUGAUGGACCUCGUCGUGGGCCAGCAGGUCGUCCACGUGGCUCGAUGCAACGGGUUCGGCACCGAGGUCGAGAACUUCUCGUCCGUCGCGACUGCGGCGGGUGGUGGUGCUGCCUCAGCCGGGGAUGGCCAACCAGCUCACGCUCAUGCGCUGCCUCCUCAUCCUCCGGCCGAAUCUUGA
Microdochium trichocladiopsis is the source of this 1692-nucleotide messenger RNA. RefSeq lists its product as uncharacterized. NCBI's taxonomy places the organism in Eukaryota, Fungi, Ascomycota, Sordariomycetes, Xylariales, Microdochiaceae. Gene Ontology annotation, cellular component: cytoplasm. Bases 1 to 1692 code for a protein of 563 amino acids. The record is from RefSeq and is a predicted model, not a curated record. The transcript has 3 exons.